This is a messenger RNA of Nasonia vitripennis (jewel wasp), 5739 nucleotides long. It is a transcript of the gene mino, whose product is annotated as glycerol-3-phosphate acyltransferase 1, mitochondrial. Lineage: Eukaryota; Metazoa; Arthropoda; Insecta; Hymenoptera; Pteromalidae. The record is from RefSeq and is a predicted model, not a curated record. The coding region runs from base 2399 to 5056 and encodes 885 amino acids. Gene Ontology annotation, cellular component: mitochondrial membrane. The transcript is spliced from 13 exons.
AGGCUGAACUCGACGACAUCGUUAUGUAAACGUAAUACUUAAUCGCGCGUCACCUGCUUACACUCUGCCAAUGGACCUGCGCGCAAUCAAUUAUUCAGACUGAUUUUCUUCGAUACACGAAUCGACAGUGAAACCUCCGAUCGCGCGCGCUGUAACGAAUUUGUCAAACGACGAAUCGAGGAGUAAUCGCUUUGGACAGCUCGGCGUGCGAUAACGCGACCUUUUUUUAUUGCACCCGACGAAACUAUUGCAGAAAGGAAUGAUAACCCGGCGUGUUCUUUGUUCGCGAAAGCAGCCCGAUAAAUUAGAGAAAAUAAGCGCUAUUAAUCGCGCAGUCUUUUCUUCAACGCACGGGAAGCACGCUCGAAUCGGGGGCCUCCGCUGCGUAUGCGCUCUCGGGAAAUGCACUAAACCGUGAAAUCGUACAGUCCCCCCUGACGCGCUAUAGCGAUCGUCUUUGUCUAUCUACCAGCAUGAAGCGAUCCACCUACGUUUCAUGGUUUUCACCGACAAAAGAGAGAGAAAGAGAGGCUCGCGUAAAUGAAUGAGUAACGAUCGCGUGCGGGUAUCAAUCAGAUCGUUAUCGUUCGACGGAGAUCGGGCGCAUCGACGGAUUCUAUUCGAGAAAUUGAGGAAUCGAGUCAGUGCCGAGCUCGGGGUCGAUCGAGUUAUUCCGGAGGUGUUGCUGCGAGUGUUAACAAUCUUCCAAAAUUCAUUUCUUCAUUUAUGCGCUUCGAGUUCAUCGGGGAAACUCGCACCGAGUCUGUUCCAGUUUCCUUUGCGCGGCUUUCUCGUAUAAAGUCUCGGUUGCAUACACCUUUUAAUAACGCCAGCGAAUUCUGAAACAUUUUGUAAAUGUGGAUUAGAGAGCUGACGGCAUUGCCGCCUAAAGUAACCUCCUUAUCGCAGGCUAUCAGUCUUCAAAAUGAGUAGGAAAUUGCGCCAAUUAAAAAGUAUACAUAUACAUUUAAAAAAAGCCUCCAGAUAAUGUCAAGGAUAACUUAAUUUUAAAAACGUUAUAAUCUCGUAACAUACGAAUAAAAUGAAUUAGCCGACUCGCUUUACUUUCAAUUGCCAAAGGCUUCAACUGUUUGCUCGAGCAACAUACGUGUACCCAGCUCCGAACAGACAUAUUAAUGAUGCAUUACACCGUGGCCUUGAGCGCACUGACUCAAAAUAUCCCCCUCGUCCAGCGUGUUGACGCGAAGCCUCCGAAAACUCUUAGAUGUGCUAUAAAUAUCACAAAGAACUUUUUACGAACAAUCAAACUUCCGAUUGCAUACACAACUAGCCUCGGAAAACUUUGCUACCUUCGAUGCGCAACGAAAUUUCCAAAAUAAAAGGAAUCGUUGGUCGAUCAAAAAUAGCAGCGCACGUGCGCGCGCAGACUGAAAUGAGCCGCAGCAGGAAAGGAAAAAUUGCGCGUUACUUUUGCAAAGGUGCAAUUCGAUUCCCCGGGACGGGACAGGUAAGCACUAUUGCAUCGUGACCGCGUGUCAGUGAACCGCGAAACCGAAGGAUACAUCCGUCGCCGCGUGCGAUUAUUGUAGACAUCGGGCUAUUCUCUCGUUUCCCACUGGCCGAUUUUAAAAAUGCGCUGACUUUGCAUUAUAGAUCCUUUUCCUCCUUGUCGGGCCAAGCAUCAAUUUGCCCUAUUACAGUAUAAUUAUCAGGUUCAAAAGUCGACGCGCCCCAUUUUUAGAUCGUCUCUCUUCGGUAUUUAAUAGGAUCAACAGUUAAAAUGUUACUAGAGCAUGACGUCUCGAUGAUCCUCAAUUAGCCGCUCGAUACGAUUCUACAAUAGUUAAGACUUAAGAAUCCCAUUCCUUUCUGUACAACGAAAAUUUAAAAAAAGGUUACUCCUCGAUUCAAAACGACCAAAGCAAGCAGUACGUGCGUUGCCUUAUCGCUUCAUCGCUCCGUGCAUGACCCGUAUAGAAAGCAAAAAAAAGUUAAGUUCCGCGAGUUUUCCGCUCGAUAUGAAACUACGCCAGAUCGCGUAGUAACAAAAAUGAGCGAAAAUUCCUAUUGGCGCUGAGAAUGUAAACAAUGCAUAUCUCGUCAUGCACGGGGUGGACGUAUAGAACGUAUGCUCUCAAGUGCUGUAUUAACCGACUCGUUCGCGCAGAUCAUCUCCCUCUCGCUACUAUCGCUGGCUCUCGCGACACAAAAGAAGCAACUCGCGAGGGUUCGAUCUCAGUGCUUUGCGCGGCAUCGAUGAGUUGGCGCGAUUACGAAGGAGAUCGAUCGGCGAUGGGACAACCGAUCCGGUCGAUCGAGAGCGCUAGUAGUGCCAUUUCGGACGCUUCGAGCUUCUUCGUCUGAGGAACGGAAAGUGCAAGGAAGGAAGGAAGGAAGGAACGUUGCGGACGGAAGGGGAUAACGAUCGAGCGAAAGGAUGGAGGGACUCGUCGAGCUCUUCCUCUUCUGCGGAGUGAUAUAUUACUUUUUUAGUCGUAGAGCCACCGAUAUGGUGGAUGUGAUACAGAAUCGCAUUCAGGAAGUGUACACGAGCUGGGAGUCGAACACGGACCCCGACAGAAUACCGGACGAUCUACACGUCCCGAGACUUUCUACAAAUGAACUACGACGGGCUGGUCUGUCGGUCCAGAAGCGGGCGGUCAAGAACAAGGAGCAGGCUCGGAUCAUCCGCAACAAUUCUCUCUUUCGGAUCAAGGAGUCCGAAAUCUCAAUCGCAGACCCAACCAAGUCUUCAUCGUUCACCUACUACUGUUGCAGCAGUUGCACACCCGCGUCGAGGGAUUCUCUUGUAAAUGUAGCUGCAAAACAGCACCAGUCAAACAUAACGAAUCUUCUCGUCGUCAACUCAAAGCCGAAUAUUUUGUCAAAAAUAUUCUCACACACGUCCCAUGUGUUUAGCUUUAUGAAGUAUGACUAUCCAAGAGUCACGGAAACUGUCCUUGACGACGAAAGACUAAAGGAUGCAAUACGUCAGACAGCACGAGACACCUCCCGAGCGGAUGGUAUUCCCGAGGAUGAGGCUCUCAAGAAGACCGAGGCUCGUGCCAGAACGAUCUUGGAGCGUAUGCAGAGCUCGCUAAGCGACGCCGUGCUGAGGUUCGCCGCUUGGACUCUGUACAAACUCCUCCCCUUAUUCAUCCAGUCGGCCGCCGUCCAGAGCCGCCACAUCGAGAUGCUUCGCAAAGCCAAUGAGACCAACUUACCUCUCAUCUUCAUGCCUCUGCACCGAAGUCAUCUCGAUUAUAUUAUGAUCAGCUUUCUCACGGUGACGAAUAACAUCAGGAGUCCACUCGUAGCAGCCGGUGAUAAUCUCAGGAUUCCGUUCUUUGGCGUUGGCCAGUCUAACAUGACUCCUUGGCGACGUAUUUUAAUGAGAAUGCAAGAGGGGAUACAAACCGGGCUGAUGAGCGGUCUGGGUGCCUUCUUCAUAAAACGCCGUCUGGACCCAGUCGCUGGUCGUCGCGACAUGCUGUACCGAGCCACUUUACAUACCUACAUCAUGGAGUGUCUUCGCGCUGGUCACAACCUCGAGUUCUUCGUCGAGGGAGGCAGGACGCGCACCGGCAAGCCCUGCAUGCCUAAGGGUGGCAUCCUCAGCGUCGUCAUCGACGCUUACAUGGAUGGUACAAUCGAAGAUGCGCUCCUCGUGCCAGUCUCUAUGAACUACGAGAGGCUCGUCGACGGAAACUUCGUUAGAGAGCAGCUUGGACAGCCCAAGAAGAUGGAAACCUUUGGGUCUACUAUAAGGGCGAUAUGGGCUACUCUUAUGGGCAAUUACGGCAUUGUGAAGGUUGAUCUUUGUCAGCCGUUUUCCUUGAAGGAAAUGCUAAAGUUUUUCCAAGCUCAACAAAACAAACUAGCUAUUCCUAGUCCUGCAGAGAGGCCAUUAAAAGUUACCAUGUCAACGUCUUCGCUAUAUGGAACAGAUGUUGUUGUGGAGGAACAUCGACAAUUGGUCGAUAAAAUUGCUCGUCACGUUGUUUACGACUGCUCAAAAUCAACACCGAUAAUGUCAACCAAUGUCGUCGCAUUCUUACUACUUAACAAAUUCAGAGAAGGUUGUACUUUAGAUAAGCUAGUUGAGGCUUUUGAUGCCCUGAGGCAAGAGCUGGAAUGGGCCAAAAGAGAUGUCGCUUUCUGCGGCGAGACCAUUGACAUCAUCAAUCAUGCGAUGGAAAUUCUGGGACCCGGUCUGGUGAAACAGCAACGGCAGGAAAUAACGGACGCCGUCGACGGUCAUCCCAUCAAGUCGCAGCUGGUUACUGCGAUCCGACCAGUAGCCAUUCUUCCAAACGUUAUCGAGCUUGCUUACUAUAGUAAUACGAUGCUGCUGCACUACGUGAUGGACAGUGUGGUCGUUACAGCCCUUUACGCUGCCCUAAAAACUCAAAUUAACGACCCUCAGGCUAUAGCUGCCAAUGACAUCACCGUCGCCCAGAGUGUGCUUGUCGAGAACGCGCUCGCCGUCUGUGAUAUACUCAAAUACGAAUUCAUAUUCUGCAAGCCUUGCCAGGACCUGGAGGAAAUCGUCAUAAGAACGAUAGAGAAUCUCAUGACCACGGGCAUCUUUUACAAGAAAGAGGAAGGACUUCUGGAAGAAGAAAUUUGGAGUAAGAAGUAUGCGAAACACUUUGAUGACAGUUCCGACGAGGAGUACAUAGCAGAGAGUCAGAUAAAAAAAACAGAGUUCAAACUUAGCUUAGAGUUAGAGCACUCUAAACGAAUGGAAUUCCUUCACACGCUACUGAGACCUCUUAUAGACACAUACACGUUCAGUGCUUUCAGUUUGAAGAAAUUGGUUGGCCGAUCUCUCUCAGAAAGGGAUUUAGUACAAGAAAUACUAGGUGAAAUUAAAACAAACAUAGACCAGGGAAUAAUCAAUUAUGGGGAAAGUUUAUGCGUUGAUCCAAUAAAAAAUUCGCUGAAACUCUUCGAGAAGAAGAAUAUUUUAGAAUGCCAUCCACAAGAACACGUCAAGAUUUACUACUUGAAAGAUGAAUAUGACGACGAUGCAGCUGCAAACACAGUUUACGAAACGAUAGCAGCUUACAAAUGGACAAGGAACACCGACUAGAGACGUUACGAAUCGUUUUUUUUUGUUGGUUCCUCGAAUCCGUUGAAAAAAUGCGAUAUAUUAAGUGACUUUUUUCUAUGUCGUAAGCAAUACGUCGGCGGAAUGUGUAUAGAUGACUAGGUUAAGUCCAAAGCGAAAAUGUAUUAUUAGUGUCGAAUAGCACACCAAUGAUGGAUAAGACUAUUUUCUUUCAAAGUGGUUAUUGAAAUAAGAAAGAGAGAAAAAUUUAUCAUAGCUUCUAUUUUUAUGUGAAUAGUUGAUUACCGUCGAGUCGUGCAUGGCUGAGUCGCGCGGUCGCUGUUAAAUACAAUUUUGUUAUGGAUUUAGAAUUAAAAUUUUAAUAAAAUAUAUUUUGCAAAACAAAUGUAAAUAAGCAAAGAGUAAAAAGUACCGAUAGAACAAGUGGACUAAUGAUUCGCGGUCAUAAUUAUCGGAUAACAAUUUCUUAUGGUCAUACAUUUUUUAUCAUCAAUGAAAAGCGAAUUUAUUUUUGACGAGAGCUCGGAUUCAAGGUUCCUUUUCGUCCGCAACAAAGAUUCGAGUAGAUCUUGGCCCUGUUGCAAUUCAUUGAAGAUUCCUUUAUUGGUUUUCAAAUAUUUUAAGUUUUUUUCAACGUUAAAUAUCUCAUUUUUUAUCUGUGUUUGUAAAAAAAGAAAAAUCACAAUAAAAAAUUUGAUUUAGAA